Messenger RNA from Prinia subflava (tawny-flanked prinia), 4153 nucleotides. RefSeq names its product methyltransferase 18, RPL3 N3(tau)-histidine (gene METTL18). The transcript is spliced from 3 exons. The record is from RefSeq and is a predicted model, not a curated record. Gene Ontology annotation, biological process: peptidyl-histidine methylation, to form tele-methylhistidine. The coding region runs from base 1220 to 2272 and encodes 350 amino acids. Gene Ontology annotation, molecular function: protein-L-histidine N-tele-methyltransferase activity. NCBI's taxonomy places the organism in Eukaryota, Metazoa, Chordata, Aves, Passeriformes, Cisticolidae.
UGUUCUGCUAUAAAGAAUAUCUUUAAAGCACCCGCAGAAGCCACAGCGACUCCUAUCACUGUCUCACGUACGUAUGAAAUUGGUGGGGAUGCUCAUAAUCAAUGCAGGCUGACAGCCCAGAGUACCCGCAGGAUCAACAAAGUAUUUCCAAAACGUAUUAGAAGGUAAGUAUUGAGGGUUUUUUCUUUUCCUUUUUUUUUUCUCUUUUUGGUGGUGUGUGGUUUGGGGUUUUUUACGGGGUUGGGUUUGUUUGGAGGGGUAGGUGGGAGGUGUGUCGGAGGUUUUCUACAGUGCUGAGUGAACCACAGGCGUUUUCCAGAUUCUAUGAAACUUUUAUUCCAGGGAAAGGCUGUACCCGUAUGCAGCGGAAUCCCCGGCCCCUCACAAAGGUCCCAUCGCUCUCCCUCACACAGAUUUGGUUGAACCGUGGAACCCCGAAGGAUGCACACACCUCCCCCACCACCACUCCCGUGCCUUUCCCGCAGCCACCCCAGAGCCCCGCCGGGAAGGAUAUGAGGAGCCGGGGCAGCACGGCGGGCAGCUCCCGGCGGCAGAGCUCCCAGUCCCAGCCGCCCAGCUCCCGCAGGAGCAGCUCGGGGUCCGCCGGGGACAUGGCGGGGGCGCCGCCUCAGCGCGGACGGCGGGAAAGCGCCGCGCUCCCACAAGGCCCCGCGCCCAGGAAGCGGAAGCGGCUCCACGUGGGAGAAGCGGAGCAGGGCUGGAGCGGCGGCCGCGGUGCGUGCGGGCACGGGGCGGGGAAACGGCACGGGAAACGGCACGGGAAACGGCACGGGAAACGCUCCCGGAGCCCCUCACCCGGAACCCCUCACCCGGAGUCCCUCACCCGGCCCUCUGGGUUUGCGCCCCUUGAAACGCUGGGUCUGAAAUGCGAGCUUUAGCGGAGUUGGCAGCUGUCCUAACUCCCUUCACUGUACCUAUGAACGGUUAAGAUUGGAAGGGAGCUCUGGAGAUCAUCUGGUCCAAGCCGCCUGCCAAGGCGACGCCACCCAGAGCUGGUGACACAGCGACGCGCCCAGGUGGAUUUGGAAUGUUUCCAGAGAGGGAGACUCCACGACUUCCCGGGGGAGCCCGCAGCAAUGCACCUGGCUCUUGGCAAGACAUCUGAUACUGCACCAGCGAAAUACUCUGUCCUGCAACAAUACCUUCAUAAAAGCUGGCUGUAAUACAUUAAGCUUUUAAAAAACUAUUAUUCCUGAAAAUGGAUUUUCGAUUUGAUUUUGCUGUUGAUGAAAAUGAGAACAGUGAGGCAGAUGGUGACUUCUUACUGCUGUAUUCUCCAAACCACAAGCAGGAGUCCAGAGAAAAGAGCAGAGAAACUGCCGGUCCUGCAGCAGACUGCAGCCCGAAGCUGGCUGCUGCCGAGCACCGGGAUGAGGCAGCUUCCAAGAAAAACCUCUGUGUGAAAGCUGCCAAGGAGCACAGCAUUCCAGAAGAUCUCAACAAAGUAUUGGAAAAUAAAGUCAUGGAAACAGUAUUGGACCUGUCUCAUGUGAAGCUGUCUGUAGUGGAGAUGACGUGUUCAGGUGACACUGACAGUGAAGGCAUCGUGUCCAAGAGUGUUUCUUCUCACUCCGAUCUCAUCCCAGGAGUUUACGAAGGGGGGCUGAAAAUCUGGGAAUGCACCUUUGAUCUCAUGGACUACUUUUCCGAGGCUGGAGUAGAGUUUACCAACAAGACUGUGUUGGAUCUUGGCUGCGGAGCUGGAUUGCUGGGAAUUGUGGCUUUACAGGGUGACGCUGCCAGAGUCCAUUUUCAGGACUACAACAGCACCGUGAUUGAUGAAAUAACCUUGCCUAACGUGGUGGCCAACUGCACCGGUGAAGGCAGGAGGGUGGGCAGGGGGGAGGACACAAAAGCCAGCCAGCCUCCUUCAAAGAGGCCCAGGAAAGCACAGGGCUCACCUGAUGUGCUCAGCAGGUGCAGAUUUUUUUCUGGAGAGUGGUCUCAAGUCAGCCAGCUCCUGUUAAACAGCAGCCAACCCUGUUCAAAGUACGAUGUAAUUCUCACCUCUGAGACCAUCUAUAAUCCUGACUACUACAGUGCUCUGCAUGAUACACUGGCUCAGCUCUUGGAGAGAAAUGGCCGUGUGUAUUUGGCAAGCAAAGUGCAUUAUUUUGGAGUUGGUGGUGGUAUCUAUCUCUUUGAGAAAUUCAUUGAGGAGAAAAACGUGUUUAGAACCAGUGUAGUUAAAACAAUUGAUCAGGGUCUGCAGCGAUGCAUUAUGGAAAUUGCCUUUAAAAAUUCCUCUUAAAAUUAAACUACUAAUCUUCAAAAAUAACUCAAAAAUGUUUUAAUCCACAUGUCUCUUCGCUUUUUCCUCUGUUAUUUUUAUUUAACAAAUUAAGGAUGGUGGUUGUUGAAAUGUUUGACAAAUUCUGGUGUCUGACUAGAAGUGAGGGACUCUCCUGAUGUUGACUUUGCACUGCUUAAAGCAGCAUCUGUUUAUGAUAAUUAAUUUAUAUAUAAAGAUUAAGCAAGUCAUUGUCUGCAGCCAGGCUUCCACAUUCUGUCAGCACCAGAACUGUACAUCACAGGAAUGACAUGGAUGACAUGGGAAUGACAUGCAUGACAUAUUGUGGCUGAACAAGACAAAUUUAGUGUGCAAGAGGCUCUUCUCAAGAGUUGGGCAGCAUAACUGCAGCCAGAUUCAGGCAGGGCCCACACACCUCUGAGCUCCGCUGCUUUGCCAGCAGAGGGGGAUGUGAUUGUAUUUAUCACUCGUGCUCUGCUCUGCCGGGGAUCUCAGAAAUCCAUGUAAUAUUUCCAUGUGCAAUGCACACAUGACUUAUUCACAACUUCUAAAGAGUGCAGCAAUAUUAAUUACCGUGGUCUGCAAGUUUUCACAUUCAGAUUCUGUCAUAGGCGAAGAAAAUUUCAGCAAGGAAUUAGAAAAAUCCAUGCUGUUUUAGAAGCUGACUUGAAAGAAUAUCCUACUCAAGAUAAGAUCCUUCUACCAGCCAAUAUGCCUACAAAUGAAAUACUGGAGGAUGAUAAAACUGAGCUUUAGGAGACAAUUGGAAAAGGAGAUAAACUCCCCUGUAAUAGCACAGUUUAAUAGAUUGCUGUACUGGUUUAACAAGGUUUUUCUAGAAAUUAAUUGCCCCAUUUUCAAAACUUGCUGGGGGUACUACUGAACAUCCACACCUCUUAAAUCUUUUCUCAGCAGUUUGGCAGGACUGAAAGCACUCAGAAAAAAGCCUGCAAUACAAGGCACUUUCGUAGGCUGAAGGUAGUGAUGUUGCUGAAGAAAUUGCCUUACCAGAAAUGCAAACAAACCCCCAAAGAACUACAAAUCCUGGUCUUGAGCACUCACUGUCACCAGCAAUUCUAACAAAAAAAGGAAAUCCACUGCAUGUUUUGCCCUGGCCAAAACCAGGCAGAAAGCUAUUAGACAGCUGUUGUCAUCAUGCACUGCUUUAUCAGGUGCCCUUGCAGAAAUACAAACUUGGAGACAGUGAGCACUGCAGUAAACUGGAUGCAAGGAUAUUCAGUGUAGAGCAGAAGGAACAAGUUUGAGGUGGUGGAAAGAAACUUAGUACAGCAGUGACCUAAAUCAGUUUAAUUACACCAAGUUUCCAUCACUGAAGAUGCUGAAAAUCAAUCCCAAGGUUCCUAUUUUGAACCUGCUGCUAUUAAGAGAGAGUUGAAAAGGAUUUCCUGUACUUUACAGAAGAGCCUUCACUGCUGCUUCAGACUAUUUUAAAGGGAUGCUUUGGAAACUACUGAAUUGAGCUUCUCACAGGAUAGGAGAAGGAGGAAAAAAGUCAGUUUUGCUAUGACUGCCACAGUGCUUUGGAAUUUUUCUGCACCAGCUCUGAAACUUAAUAACAGCUGCUGGCUACAGGCUGAGGAGCAAAAAAAGUUUUAGUUUUGGCAAAUCAAGAAGGUACUGUUAAUAGCUUUAUAUUUUUUUCUGUCAAAACAGAGAAGCUGGAAACAAAUGGAUUACCAUUUGUCAUUUUUCAAACUCCUUGUUUCAAAAAGAUUGUUCUACACCUCCCAGUGUAAUGCAGUUCCAGACAACCAUAUCUGAGGUAAUAAGAAAUGUUGACCACUAUGACAAAGAAUAUGGUUAUUAGGAACAAGAAUCUCAUGUCAUUUUGGAUGAAUAAAUGAAGAAGGUACUUAAAUA